Messenger RNA from Aphidius gifuensis, 1750 nucleotides. It is a transcript of the gene Nup50, whose product is annotated as nuclear pore complex protein Nup50. NCBI's taxonomy places the organism in Eukaryota, Metazoa, Arthropoda, Insecta, Hymenoptera, Braconidae. Bases 386 to 1750 code for a protein of 454 amino acids. Gene Ontology annotation, biological process: protein import into nucleus. Gene Ontology annotation, cellular component: nuclear pore. The transcript is spliced from 5 exons. The record is from RefSeq and is a predicted model, not a curated record.
CCAUGAUAAAAAAUUGGCCGGAUUUUUGGCCUCGGCCAGCUAUCGAACGCUGCCCAUCUGAUUUUUUGAUUGUUUCGAUUUUUGAAAAAAAAGUAUCAAGUAUCGAUAGAUCGGCCAAAAAAAGUAUCGAGUAAAAGUACUCGAUAUUCUUCGAUUUAAUAUCGGCUUGUCGAUACAUCAAAAAAAAUCGAGAACCACUACCUGCUUAGUGCUUGUGAGUGCUUGUGAGGUUAUAUGUAAGAUCUGUAAUAGUGUAAUAUUAUGUGAUUUUGUUUGUCUCAUCAAUACGGUUUUAUUUAAGUAUUAUUACUACACUAAAUCUAUAGAUAUCAACCGUUGACUUCAACAAGUGCUCGAUAUUAGUCUUAUAACUACUGCAUCAACCAUGGCAUGCAAGCGUGGAGCAACUUCAGAAUUAAACCAUGACAACUGGAACUGCGAGGAUGAGCCAGAAGAAGCAGGGACAUUUUCCACCGCCUCUGAAGAAGUCUUAAAGAAAAGAGUCGUUAGAACUGCCAAACGCAGAUUACCAGCAGGAGAAAGUGUUUCAAAAACCGCAUUUGGCAGUUUUGUGGGAUUCAAAGCUGCUCCUUCUGCAGGAGCAUCGCCAUUCAGUUUUUUAGCUAAACCAAAUAGGACUGAAACAUCUACACAAAUUCUUAAGACUAGUGAAUCUGAUAAAUUAGCAAGUAACGGUUCUACUCAAAUUCUCGAAAAUAAUUUAUUGUUUGGUACCUCAGGUGCUUCAACUAUCUCUUCAACAUUGUCGAAAAAUGAAAAGACCGAAUCAAUGCAAAUGAAAAAAAACGUAUUUAAACCUGAAGAGAAAAAUAUGUUCAAACAAUCCUCAGACUACUAUGCUAAACUGAAAGGACUCAAUGAGUCUGUAGCUUUGUGGAUAAAAAAACAUGUCGAUGAAAACCCAUUUUGUAUUUUAACACCAAUAUUCCAAGAUUAUGAAAAACAUUUAAAUGCUAUCGAAGCUCAACAUAAAGAAAACGGCAAUGUAUCUUUCGAUAAUAAAAAAUCCGAAUGUGAAAAUUCUAAAUCACUAUCAGAAAGUAUCUCAUGUGUCAAAAGUACCGUUGAAAAACAGGUUAAUUUUUCUUUCAAGCCAAUGAACUCUAGUAAGGAUGGAAACUCUGAAAGUACAAUCACAUCAGCCCAGACACAUGAUUCCAAAACAGAAUCAGCUAAACUUACUGAAGAAGAUUCCGAAAAAUCGAAAACCAUUAAUUUUCCAACAACCUCUGGUUUAAGCUCAAGUUUUUCAGCAUCAAAAACUUUUUCAUUUGGCGGAGGAAAACCAUUUUCAUUCGGUAGUGGUGUUGUAACUCCACAAAACACUGAAAAUCAAGAAUCCGAAAAUAAAGAUGACGAUGAUGAGCCUCCAAAACCAGACUUCAAACCGGUAACGGAAGAUGGUGCAAUUUUUGAAAAAAGAUGCAAAGUAUUUGUGAAAAAAGAUGGUGUUUUUGGUGAUCGAGGAGUUGGUGUACUUUUUUUAAAACCGACGUCAACUGAUAAAACUCAGUUAAUAGUUCGUGGAAAUAAUUCAUUAGGAAAUCUUUUGUUGAAUACAUUAUUAACUGAAUCAAUUCCAAUGAAACGAAUGAACAAAAACACAGUAAUGCUAGUAUGCAUACCAUUACCUGGUGCAUCUCCUCCACCAACUGCAGUUCUUUUAAGAGUCAAAACAAGUGAGGACGCUGAUAGUUUAUAUGAAGCACUCGACAAAAAUAAAAAAUAA